AUGAGUUCCCAUUUUAUGUUUGCUCUAUGUUUGCCAAUUGGGUUUGCCAUUGUGUAUGCCAAACUCAGUCAAGAAAAUAAGAAGAAUGCACAGGACAUAGAACUGGGUUUCAGCUUAGAGCAACUUAUGCAAGUCCUCAACAUCCUAUCUUUAUAUUUACUCACGUACACUAUUGUUAGCAUCCUUUAUUGGUCUGUCAUGAGUUCGGUUUACUCCUUUUUGAUGCCCUUUAUGGGGACAUUUUCGAAAAAUAUAUUCUGGCUCCAUUCAUUGAUGUACAUUAACGUUUGCACUAUGUAUCUAGUUAAAGUUCUAACAAGGUUCUCAUUGUUUCAAAAGACAUUGGAAACAAAUAGGUUAGUGUUAGUGCAUAAGUGCGGUGAAAUGUGUGCAUUGCAGGUAGACGUGGAUGGUGCAUAUAGACUUUACAAAAACCUUUGGUACUUGUCUAAAUCAUUCAUAAAGCUGGUGUUUGCAAUAAAUUUAUUGGUUUUAUCAAUGUUGUUGCCGGUAUUGGGGCCAUUCAUCUUACAAAUGGCUGCAGGUCAGAAGUCUGCAAAUGCAAUCGUUCAUACUUUACAGAACUCGAAUUGCGCAGCUACAUUCAAGUUACGAUACAAAAAAACAAAGAUAACAAAAUUACUUCACAAUUUAGGAUAUCUGUUUCCAUACAUUGCAUUGUAUUUAUAUUUUAAAGAUAUUCAAGAUUUGUUCCAUUGGACAAGAUCUAAUGGCUAUUUAACAAAGUUAAAAAAACAACUAAAGAGAAAAAAGUCAUCUUCGAAUAACAAAACCAGUAACUUCAGUUUUACUAAUCCAUUUCAGCAUUUAUAUAAUGAUAUUUAUAGACACGAUUUAUAUAAGAAGUUGUAA
Messenger RNA from Tetrapisispora phaffii CBS 4417, 873 nucleotides. RefSeq lists its product as uncharacterized. The record is from RefSeq and is a predicted model, not a curated record. The coding region runs from base 1 to 873 and encodes 290 amino acids. NCBI's taxonomy places the organism in Eukaryota, Fungi, Ascomycota, Saccharomycetes, Saccharomycetales, Saccharomycetaceae. The transcript has a single exon.